Molecule: messenger RNA, 3198 nt
Organism: Fundulus heteroclitus (mummichog)
Lineage: Eukaryota; Metazoa; Chordata; Actinopteri; Cyprinodontiformes; Fundulidae
Gene: tomm70
Product: translocase of outer mitochondrial membrane 70 homolog A (S. cerevisiae)
Exons: 12
Coding region: 79-1815 (578 amino acids)
Molecular function (GO): protein binding
Source: RefSeq, a predicted model, not a curated record
GCUAUCAGCCAAAGAGGAGCAGUCACGCUGUACGCUGUUGGUAGCGGCUGGCUAACAUUGCUAAGUUCGGAGUGGAUCAUGUCUGCUUCAAAGCCGGUCGAGCCCCAGUCUGGGAGCGGGCUACCCCGCUGGCAGCUGGCACUGUUGGUCGGGACUCCCAUCGUGCUCGGCGUGGGAGCGGUUUACCUCUGGAACCGCAGCAGGACGAAGCAGAGGAAAGGGACCGGGGAGCGGAAGACGCCAGAAGGCAGCGCCAGUCCUGUUCAGGGCCAAGACGGCGCGGCUCGAACCAACCCAGAGGAGGGGAACAUGAGCCCUUUGGACCGCGCCCAGGCUGCAAAGAAUAAAGGCAACAAGUACUUUAAGGCCGGCAAGUACGACAAGGCCAUCCAGUGCUACACCGAGGCCAUCGCUCUGUGCCCCAAAGAGCAGAAGACCGACCUGUCAACGUUUUACCAGAACAGAGCCGCAGCGUACGAGCAGCAGCUGAAGUGGACAGAAGUGGUCCAGGAUUGCUCUCAGGCGGUGGAAAUGAACCCGCGCUACAUCAAGGCUUUGUUCAGGCGGGCUAAGGCUCUGGAAAAACUGGACAACAAGAAGGAGUGCCUAGAAGAUGUCACAGCGGUGUGUAUUCUGGAGGCCUUCCAGAACCAGCAGAGCAUGCUGCUUGCUGACAAGGUGUUGAAACAGCUGGGGAAAGAGAAGGCCAAAGAAAAAUACAAGAAUCGAGAGCCGAUGAUGCCUUCCCCUCAGUUCAUUAAGUCGUACUUUAGCUCGUUCACGGAUGACAUCAUCUCCCAGCCGCAGCAGAAGGGGGAGAAGAAAGAUGAAGACAAGGACAAGGAGGGGGAAGCAGCAGAAAUCACCGAGAGCUCUGGCUACUUGAAGGCGAAGCAGUACAUGGAUGAGGAGAACUACGACAAAAUCAUCAGCGAAUGCACCAAGGAGAUCGAGUCAGGAGGCCGAUACGCUGCGGAGGCGCUGCUGCUGCGAGCCACCUUCUACCUGCUGAUAGGAAAUGCUACUGCUGCCCAGCCUGACCUGGACCAGGUCAUCAACAUGCAGGAGGCUAAUGUGAAGCUACGAGCAAACGCUUUGAUCAAGCGUGGCAGCAUGUACAUGCAGCAGCAGCAGCCUAUGCUCUCUACGCAAGAUUUCAACAUGGCCGCCGAGAUUGACACCCGCAACCCGGACGUAUAUCACCACCGGGGCCAGCUGAAGAUCCUGCUGGACCAGGUGGACGAAGCAGUGGGAGACUUCGAUGAGUGCAUCCGCCUCAGGCCUGACUCGGCACUGGCACAGGCACAGAAGUGCUUUGCACUUUACAGACAAGCUUAUACUGGAAACCACCCGUCGCAGGUACAGACGGCCAUGGAUGGCUUUGAGGACGUAAUCCGAAGGUUUCCAAAAUGUGCUGAAGGCUAUGCUCUUUAUGCUCAGGCUUUAACCGACCAGCAGCAGUUUGGAAAAGCGGAUCAAAUGUACGACAAGUGCAUCGAACUGGAGCCAGACAACGCUACUACAUAUGUUCACAAAGGUUUGUUGCAGCUUCAGUGGAAGCAAGACCUUGACUUGGGUCUGGAGCUCAUAAGUAAGGCAAUUGAGAUUGACAACAAAUGUGACUUUGCCUAUGAAACUAUGGGAACCAUUGAAGUUCAAAGGGGCAACCUGGACAAAGCGAUAGACAUGUUCAACAAGGCCAUUAACCUCGCCAAGUCCGAGAUGGAGAUGUCCCAUUUGUACUCGCUAUGCGACGCGGCGUACGCCCAGACGGAAGUGGCUCGCAAGUACGGCCUCAAGCCCCCCACGCUGUAACGUCCCAGCCGAGCCGUCAACACCCAACUGUGUUACCGUUUGAAAUAAAUGUGAUUUGUAAAGAAAUACUGCAUAUUAUCAUGGAAAAGAAUACCCUGAACAUGUCGUAUGGUGUUAGAACGGCAACAGGAGGAUCUCUAUUCACGAGCCCGGUCUCUGGUUGUCUCUGUGUCCGGAUGCGGUUUGACCAACGCUGCUCCUUGCCGUCACCUGUUUCAGCCCAAGCAAAAUUGUGAAAUCGUUUCGGUACUCAAAAUAAAGGGUGGAGGGAAAACGUAUAUGAAUGUCCAUGUAUGUCUGUUCAAAGUAAUUCACAGAAGAGCACAGACGUGUGCCGUUUGUUGAUCCGAUCACUGACUUUUUGGCUUUUUGUAACCUUUAAAUACUUUGGAGAGUUCUGAGGUUGUGAUGCAGUGUUCACGUGGCACUUCAUGCUGAUCUGAAGGGGUUUUCUCAGCUGCUUCCAUUUUGUAACAUAGAUCUUCAGUUGUGAAUGCAAGAUGAUAACUGUAGCCUGUUGUGAAAUGUCUAUUUGCAAUGCUGGAAUGGAUCCCAUGGAUACUGGCCCCAAAAGAGGCCUGUUUAAUCUUUUUUUUUUUUUUUUUUUGUAACUAUGGGUUUGCCUGUUUUUGUUCUGUUUUUUUUAAUAUCAAAACUUUGUGCAGCAUGCUCACUUUGUAAAUGUAAAUGCAAUGCUCAAGCUGUCUUGAACACUAGAAAACUCUUAAUGUAUACGUGACUUGGACAAAGCCGCUUUUAUCAGACAGACUUAGCCAUAUGUGUUUUUUUUAUUUUUAAAUAUCCUCCAGUCUCUGCAGAUAUCACAUGGAAUAAGUUGGAGGGGAUUUUCUAGCUCAUGAGUGAAUCGAGAUUAAUCUUUUUUUUUUUAUCGUGGUCGUUUUUCAUUUAUGUUUGAUUCCAGCAUUUGUCCAAGUUCUUAAGACCUUUGCUAUUUUUCUCCCCUCAUUUUCUAAAAGGAUCUUCACAUUGCUGACCUUAUGGGUCCCGGCCCAGGCGGUCUCUUCAGACCUGUUUUCUCAUCGAAUAGCUUCCCUAUGUGUUUUUUUAUUAUUUAAGUACCCAACUGUAUUUAAUUUGGCAUGCACAGAGUUUUUCUUUUCAGUUUUUACAGAACUAAAAGACCCCUCCAGCUCUGAGACCCGAUCCCUCCCGAAGCAGCAGUGGCAGAUUUUUACACAUCGGGUAAAUCAGAGAAUCUGAACGCAGAGGGACUGCUCAAAGUUAACAGGAUUUAACCCCAAGAGAAAAAAAACAGAUGUAACCCAAGUUAUGACUGAUUUAAAAAAAAAAAAAAACUGUUUAAUGUUCAUGGUGACCAAAGUGGAAAUAAUGAAAAUCCUAAUAAAGUUCUGAUUCUUUGAA